AGAGAUAAGAUAACACAAGAUUGUACUCCGACGGCGGUGUUGCAAGUGUGUUAUAGCAAAUGUAGUGACUCUAAAGAUGCCAUCGAUAAUAGUAUUUUCUGUCGCAAUAUACAUCGGAGUUUUCUGUGGUGCAUCACCUAAUGCAGAGAAUCAAGGUUGUCCCGAUCUCAACAAUCAUGCAAACUGGGUAACAAUUGGACCUUAUAUUAAAGAUAUCCAGUUGAUAAUUAAUCGAGGUCGUGCGACCGUUUACUGUCAGACUGGUUAUCUCGCAUACCUUAAAAUGACAGGAAUAGUUUCCAAUCACUUCGCAAUCACGUGCAAGAAUGGGGUUUGGGAUGUCGACACUGUUUGUCGAGAAAAAGACUGCCAAGACCCACCAGUUCUACAGAAUGGCUACAUCAACGCAACAUCCACAACGUACAAUUCCACUGUCAUGUAUUCGUGUUAUCCAGGAUAUACCAUGUUCGGUGAGAGGUCCAUCACGUGCCUCGACACUGGAAACUGGAGCGGCAUGCUUGUCAACUGUGUCAUAAAGGACUGUCAAAACCCACCAAUUCUGCAGGAUGGCUACCAAAACGCAACAUCCACAACAUACAAUUCCACCGUCAUAUACUCGUGCACGCCAGGGUAUAGAAUGAUUGGUGAUAACUCCAUCACGUGCCUUGACACUGGAAACUGGAGCGAACUGCUGGCAAACUGCACAAUAAAGGACUGUAAAGACCCACCAGUACUAUGGAAUGGCUUCCGCAACGCAACAUCCACAACGUACAAUUCCACUGUCAUAUACUCGUGCAAUCCAGGUUAUACCAUGUUUGGUGAGAGCUUCAUCACGUGCCUCGACACAGGGAACUGGAGCGAACUUCUUGUCAACUGCACGAUAAAGGACUGUCAAAACCCACCAGUUCUGCAGGAUGGCUACCAAAACGCAACAUCCACAACAUACAAUUCCACUGUCAUAUACUCGUGCAAGCCAGGAUAUAGAAUGAUUGGUGAUAACUCCAUCACGUGCCUUGACACUGGAAACUGGAGCGAACUGCUGGUAAACUGCACAAUAAAGGAUUGUGGAACGCCACCCAUGCUGACUAAUGGUCAUCGAACAUUCGUUAAAUCAACCGUCAACACCACCAUAGAGUAUACCUGUAACCCAGGAUAUGACUUGAAUGGAAAACGCAAUGUCAAUUGCAUUGAAACAGGAACCUGGAGUAUAUUGGAGGCAAACUGUACCAUGAAAGAUUGCCAUAGUCCCCCAGUCCUAAAAAAUGGCUUCGUCACCGUUUCAACGACAACCUACAAUUCCACUGCCGUAUACACAUGUUCUUCUGGUUAUGACAUGCACGGACCUAACUCCAUCGCAUACCUUGCGACUGGAGAAUGGGAUAAACUUGAUGCGAACUGCACCAUCAAGGGUUGUGUCGAUCUCCAUCUUCCCGAACACUGGGAAACAAUUGGACCCAACAUUCAACAUAUCAAGAUCCUACCAAUUCCUUAUCAUGCGUUGGUGUAUUGUCAACCUGGUUAUAGCGCAUUCCUGGCUAGCCACCACACAUACUCAGAACACUUUCAAAUCACGUGCAGAGACGGUACUUGGAAAUCCCACUCGGUUUGCCAAAAGAUAGAUGCAGCACAUCUGAUCGGAUAGCAAAUCGUCUAUGACAUGGAACUGAAAUGUUGUGAUGUGGUUAAUUAAGUAUGGGUAAAAACUAACUCUGUA
Dreissena polymorpha is the source of this 1714-nucleotide messenger RNA. RefSeq names its product sushi, von Willebrand factor type A, EGF and pentraxin domain-containing protein 1-like. The coding region runs from base 77 to 1642 and encodes 521 amino acids. Lineage: Eukaryota; Metazoa; Mollusca; Bivalvia; Myida; Dreissenidae. The record is from RefSeq and is a predicted model, not a curated record. The transcript has 10 exons.